AGACCGGGACCGAUCAAAGCCUGUCGUUCUGCGGAACUUGAACUUAUUGAAUUACUCAUGAUUUAUAAAUGAAUGCGCCAUAUGUCUGUUCUGUCUAUCUUGUAGUGGUACAAAGGAUUCUCGUUAUUCCGCCUCUCCAACCCCUCACACUCUAGAACUAGAACUAGUUCUAGACAAUCCAAAUAUAACCGCCGUCGACAACGCAUCAAGUCGAGCAUCAUUGAACCAUAACACAUUAACGAUUACAGUUGCAUUUCAAACAAGAUGGCACCUCAACUAUUAUGGAUAGGCCUCGGCAACAUGGGCAGGGGAAUGUGUAGAAAUAUUGUCGAGAAAGCUGCUCUCGAUGGUCUUCCGCUUCUUCUACAUAAUCGCACGCCACAGCGCGCCAUUGACCUCAAGGCCAGUCUCCCGGACGGAAAGGCCGAGGUUGUCACGGACCUUGCACAAGGAGUAGCCAAAGCCGAUGUGAUUUUCACCUGCGUCGCCAAUGACGCUGUCGUCCAGGAAACACUGGACGCGGCUAUUGCCUCCGGCAACAUCAAAGGCAAGCUGUUCAUUGACUGCUCGACCAUCCACCCCGACACGACAGAGAGUGUGAGCAAAAAAAUCGUCGAGCAGGGAGCCGAGUUCGUGGCUGCACCGAUUUUUGGGCCGCCCGCCGCUGCAGAUGCCGGGACUCUGGUCGCCGUGCUCGCGGGCCCCAGGUCUUCGGUUGAACGAGCGCGCCCUUACUUCAAGGGUGUGACCUCGCGUGCAGAGAUCGACAUGGUGGACCGCCCGCCCCAGACGGCACUGGCGCUCAAGGUUAUUGGCAACACUUUCAUCGUGAACAUGAUCGAGCAGCUGGCCGAGGGCCAUGUGCUGGCGGAAAAGUCAGGACUGGGCACGGACUAUCUACAUCAAUUUGUGGAGCACGUCUUCCCCGGUGCGUACACCGCAUACUCCCAGCGUAUGCUAACGGGCGACUAUCACAAACGAGAGGAGCCGUUGUUUGCUGUGGACUUGGCCAGGAAAGAUGCAGGUCAUGCUCUGGCUCUUGCAAAGAAGGCUGGGACCAGGCUGCCCAACGUUGAGGCUGCAGAUGCUCAUCUGGCCCAGGUUAAGGAACACUCUGGGGCCAAGGGGGACAUUGCUGGUAUUUAUGGUGCUGUGCGUAAGGAAGCCGGGCUCAAGUUUGAGAACGAUGCGUGAUGGUCGGACAGGAAGAUAUGUUAGUGAAUGCCCGAGUAAGAACCGAAAUAGCAGCUCAGAGGUUGUUGUUAGUAUUGUUGAUAUCAAUUAUUAUAUUCAAGUUGAACGUCCAAAAUAUGAAUCGAACAAAAAAAAAAUGAACGAAAA
This is a messenger RNA of Pyricularia grisea, 1341 nucleotides long. RefSeq lists its product as uncharacterized. The coding region runs from base 265 to 1194 and encodes 309 amino acids. NCBI's taxonomy places the organism in Eukaryota, Fungi, Ascomycota, Sordariomycetes, Magnaporthales, Pyriculariaceae. Gene Ontology annotation, molecular function: NADP binding; oxidoreductase activity, acting on the CH-OH group of donors, NAD or NADP as acceptor; NAD binding. The record is from RefSeq and is a predicted model, not a curated record. The transcript is spliced from 3 exons.